AUGGCUACAAUCAAGCCCAUCGAGGGCCGCACAGUCCACCAAAUACAAUCCGGUCAGGUCAUCGUCGACCUUUGUUCUGUCGUCAAAGAAUUGGUUGAAAAUAGUAUCGACGCCGGCGCAACAAGCAUAGAUGUGCGUUUCAAGAACCAAGGAUUAGACAGUAUCGAGGUUCAGGACAACGGGUCAGGGAUCUCUCCGAAUAACUAUGAGACCAUUGCCCUGAAGCACUAUACCUCGAAACUUUCGACAUACUCCGAUCUCGCUACACUGCAGACGUUUGGCUUCCGUGGUGAAGCCUUGUCCUCGCUAUGUGCUCUGUCUCAGUUCAGUGUCCUCACUUGCCUCGCAAAAGAUGUGCCCAAAGGUGCGAAACUUGAGUUCGACACGUCGGGGAAACUCAAGAGCACGCACGUCAUCGCCGCCCAGAAAGGUACCAACGUCAUUGUGGAAAACCUCUUCCACAACCUGCCCGUCCGCCGCCGCGAGCUUGAGCGUAACAUCAAGCGGGAAUGGAACAAGGUCAUUGCACUUCUGAACCAGUACGCCUGCAUUCAAACAGGAGUUAAAUUCACUGUAUCACAGCAGCCUAGCAAGGGAAAACGUAUCGUACUCUUUUCCACCAAAGGCAACAUGACAACACGCGAGAACCUUGUCAACAUCUUCGGCGCCAAGACAAUGACAGUCAUGGUCAAGUUAGACAUGACACUCAAGUUUGAGCCCACUACUGCUUCUAGUUUAUUGCCUAGUCAAAAAGACAUGCAUAGCUCCGCUGAAGCUCGUCUUCAAGGGUAUGUCAGCCGACCAGCGCACGGCGAAGGCCGCCAAACACCAGACCGGCAAAUGUUCUUCGUUAACGGCAGACCAUGCGGACUGCCUCAAUUUGCAAAGGUGUUCAACGAGGUUUACAGGUCAUACAAUUCAUCCCAGUCUCCUUUUAUAUUUGCCGACAUCCAACUUGACACGCACCUAUAUGAUGUCAACGUUAGCCCCGACAAACGUACAAUUCUAUUGCACGACCAAAGUCGGAUGCUGGAAAACUUGAGAGAAGCUUUGAUUGCUCUUUUUCAGUCACAAGAUUAUUCCAUACCGGUUGCCAAACUUUCAACGCAGAAGGCACAGGUGGAAGCGCAAACCCCUGUAGUUGGGAACACCGGCUCUGAAAGUAGAGAGCAAAGUGCAAAAGUCCCAGCUUUUGCUGCAAAGACUGCAACGGAAGCAAUACGAAGCGACAAUUCCAGCUCUGAGAAUGAAACUGAUAAACCCACGCGAAAGGGGCGGACAACGAAGCCCACCAAACUGACCGCAGCAGAGCUACAGUCGCAGAACUUGAUUAGCCGAUGGAUCGGGAAAAAAGCUGACGAGCCCAAAAGUUUGGAGAUCCAAGAUUCACGACAUAAAGAGUCGUUGGAUAGCAGAAACGAUAUUGAGGAGUCGGCCAUGUGUCAAAAGUCGGCAGUACCGCAGGAUGAGGAUGAUAUCUCUGGGGAGCUCUCAACAUCUUCCAUGGAGGUACCGGAUAAUGAUUUGGUUACUCCGAUUGGACUUUCUCGCAAAGUUCUCGAUUUUCAUACUCGUCUUUCUGAGGUGGAUGCCCAAGACACUGUUGGGACACGAUUAGCGGAUAUAGCAAGUACGCAGGAUACCGACAAGGAAAACACAGAGGCAGAGGUUCCAGCAAUUACGCCAGUCAAAGCACCACGACAUACCAGCCGACCAUUGACAGCGACACCACGGCUGCUUAAAAGGUCUGUUGCAGACAUGGCGGCCGUUAACAUUGGGUGCCACAGGCCCACGGGCCCAACAGAAACUCAAUCUAAGCGAGCGAGGGUCGAUACUGGCCCAGAAGCGAGAGAGCCUCCAUUCGACGAAGCUGCAUACUCGAUAGCAAACUUAGCUACCGGUUCUUCCCCAGAUGGAAGACUAUCAGGGAUUCAGCGAAGCAAGCAGGGGAGGCUAUCCAAGGACUGCUCAGAAAAUCCCGAUGAGGACGACUCAGCCAUUGCUACCGAUGAAGACGCCUAUGUCCCUGCCUCAUCCAAGUCGCAAGUGGAGAAUCAUCCUGACGAGGCAAUGAGCGUUGAUGAUGUCGGUGGAAGGUUAGCAUGCACUCCAGGAGGGCCUGAUGUGAUGUCCAGCCCGACAGAUAGCCCCAAUAAUUUAUCUGCGAGUUACAGCGACGAUAUAAACACACUUCAGUCGACUGUGGAAAGGGGUCGAGCCAAGAACAUCUCUUUGGGGCAGGACAAUACAAGCAGUAGAUCUCUUGUUCUCAGAGCAGGGAUAAAACGAAAGGAUGCUAUUUUGCAAUACGAGCAAAACAUUAGAAUGAGUAAGGAAGCCUUAAAAUCUCUUCUGGAGUCGUGGGCGUCGGAAUGCAAGCGAGCCGCAUCACAACGUAACCCACUGAAGGGUGCCACUAGCAUAGAGUCCGAAGACGCUGAAGAGGUCCUUUCUUUGAUUAUCUCGAAGUCGGACUUUGGAAAGAUGACCGUUGUUGGCCAGUUCAACCUGGGUUUUAUCAUUGCUGUCCGACAUGCAAUACGAGGCGGCAACGAUGCUACAUCGACAAGUGGGGACGAGCUUUUCAUUAUCGAUCAGCAUGCAUCAGAUGAAAAGUACAACUUUGAACGGCUACAGUCCGUAACUGUCGUCCAAUCGCAACGUCUUGUUCAUCCCAAGCAGCUCGAGCUCACCGCUCUGGAGGAAGAAAUCGUUAUGGAAAACCUAGCCGCCUUGGACAUUAACGGCUUUAAAGUUCUUGUGGACGAUUCAGGCGACCAACCCGUGGGUUCACGGUGUAAACUUAUCACACUUCCCCUGAGCCGUGAUACAACGUUUACUCUUUCUGAUCUUGAAGAGCUUAUAUCUUUGCUUGGGGAUCACCUGAGCAGUGCCAGAUCUGCCCCACGGCCGUCGAAAGUGCGGUCUAUGUUCGCGAUGCGAGCUUGCCGUAGCAGCGUCAUGAUAGGCAAGGCACUGGCGCAUCGGCAAAUGGAGAGGCUGGUCCGGCAUAUGGGCGAGUUAGAUAAACCUUGGAAUUGCCCCCAUGGGCGGCCAACCAUGCGGCAUCUGGGUGGUCUCGGUUCUUGGGACGAUAAUGGCUGGAAGGAGGCCCAAUCUCGAGUCAACUGGGCUGAAUAUGCUCGGAGCUAG
Molecule: messenger RNA, 3153 nt
Organism: Colletotrichum truncatum
Lineage: Eukaryota; Fungi; Ascomycota; Sordariomycetes; Glomerellales; Glomerellaceae
Product: DNA mismatch repair protein pms2
Biological process (GO): mismatch repair
Cellular component (GO): MutLalpha complex
Molecular function (GO): ATP binding; ATP hydrolysis activity; mismatched DNA binding
Source: RefSeq, a predicted model, not a curated record